CAGAAGGAAGACUUUGGGAGUCCAGAGAUUCUCACAUUCACACGACGAGCUAUAUAUUGGGAAGAGCACUACGGCUUACCAGUCCCAUAUUUCUACCGAGUUCCAAAGUCCCCACCAGCAAAACAAUGGCUUCCAUGUCCUUCUCUGCAACUUUUUCAACACCUCCACAGAGUUUUUCAAAGGCAAAAGCAAAAAUAAGCUCGAAUUCUUCAGCUUCAUGCCCUCCCAUGGCGUGCUGGAUCAAAUCCUCAUUUGGGUCUUCUAAAUCAGCACUUUUCCGAAAUGGGUUGUCUUUGCAAUCGGAGAAUUUUAAUGGGGUUUUGAUCAAAUCUCGGUCUUUCGGUGUUUAUGCUAGAGCAGCUACAGAAAGGUCUCUCUAUGAUUUCACUGUCAAGGAUAUUGAUGGUAAGGAUGUUCCUCUUAGCAAGUUCAAGGGGAAGGUUCUUUUGGUUGUCAAUGUUGCUUCAAGAUGUGGCUUGACUUCUUCAAAUUACUCAGAACUGUCACACUUGUAUGAGAAGUACAAACCUCAAGGAUUUGAGAUUCUAGCUUUCCCUUGCAAUCAGUUUGGGGGCCAAGAACCCGGAUCAAAUGGGGAAAUCAAGCAGUUUGCUUGUACAAGGUUUAAAGCCGAAUUCCUGAUUUUUGACAAGGUUGAUGUCAACGGUCCCAGCACAGCUCCAGUUUACCAGUUUCUGAAAUCAAGUGCAGGAGGUUUUCUAGGUGACAUUAUCAAGUGGAAUUUUGAGAAGUUUUUGGUGGACAAUAAUGGAAAAGUUGUUGAGAGAUACCCACCAACAACAUCCCCUUUUCAAAUUGAGAAGGAUAUCCAGAAACUGGUCGCAGCUUGAGCGAAAGAGCUGGACAACAUGCACGGCGGCAACCAGUAAAGAGAAGAUGGAGUGUAUACGGAAAUCCCUGUAUACUGCUUUGUAGUUAAUAUCGUCGCGUCAGUAGUUUUAUCUUUGAACACUGCUUGGCGCCUUCUUGGAAUGAGUCAUGCCUCCUUCAUGCGGCACAUGUAUGGAAAUAACUCAUUAGAAACACAUAGAAAAAUUUAUCCAUAUGUACGUGUCAAACUCUGAUUAGCAUAUUAAUAGGAAUGGUGACUUCCAAGGGAACGAGCCAAGUAUUUUAUUUUAUUUUUUCCUUUUGUACUCAAGGAACUCCUAGAAGAGUGUUGUUUUGGAAUAGUUGUGUGUCUCUAUUCAUCUCUCAAGGAGGAAUUCAUAAGAUAUUACAAAUCCUA
Molecule: messenger RNA, 1249 nt
Organism: Pyrus x bretschneideri (Chinese white pear)
Lineage: Eukaryota; Viridiplantae; Streptophyta; Magnoliopsida; Rosales; Rosaceae
Product: putative glutathione peroxidase 7, chloroplastic
Exons: 6
Coding region: 126-851 (241 amino acids)
Biological process (GO): response to oxidative stress
Molecular function (GO): glutathione peroxidase activity
Source: RefSeq, a predicted model, not a curated record